GGCGACACCACGGUGGCACCGGGUGCAUGCGGGUUGGCUGGCAAGGAUGCAGCCUGCACCUGCGAGCAUCCCGAAAGGCCACCUCUGCAGCAGCCGCAAGCACAGAGCAACCCGAGAUCGCGGUGUCAGCGGCCACUAGAUCUUCCCCUAUAGGGCGCCUGUGGAGAAGACAACCGAAAAAGAGAACUUGCCAAAGUCUUGAUUUAGUUCGUAGACUUGGCAGUUUAAACAAAAUUUGUUCCUAAAAAUGCCUUAGGCCUUUAAUAGAAAUAACUGGAGGAGAUGGGUCCGACCCCUGCUGGUACUCCUUUACAUAGCUGCUCUUCUGGUAGCUGAUCCUAUUUGUAUUGGGCAAUUUCAAAAACCGAAGGUUCUCGUACACAAAGCCAUGGUUCAUUGCUGGCAUAUUCGUGCUGUUGACCAUCCCCGUGUCCAUGUGUGGGAUCCUUCAACAUGUGGCACAUUACACACAACCCAAACUUCAAAAACCAAUCAUAAGAAUCCUUUGGAUGGUCCCAAUAUACAGUCUGGAUAGUUGGGUGGCUUUGAAAUAUCCCAAAAUAGCAAUCUACGUGGACACCUGUAGGGAAUGUUACGAAGCUUAUGUCAUCUAUAACUUCAUGAUAUUCCUUAUCAACUAUCUGACAAUCCGAUUCCCAAACUUGAUACUACACCUGGAAGCUAAAGAUCAGCAAAACCACCUCCCUCCACUAUGCUUCUGUCCACCAUGGGCAAUGGGAGAAACGCUGCUCUUUCGGUGCAAGCUAGGAGUGCUGCAGUACACCGUGGCCAGACCAAUCACCACCGUCACCGCCCUGGCAUGUGAAAUCCUUGGAGUAUACAGUGAAGGAAAGUUUUGUUUCUCUAAUCCUUGGACAUACCUUGUUAUAAUAAACAAUGUGUCACAACUGUUCGCCCUGUACUGCCUGCUACUAUUUCACAAGGCCCUGAAGGAAGAGCUUAAGCCUAUAAAUCCACUUGGCAAGUUUCUUUGUGUGAAACUCGUGGUCUUCGUGACCUUUUGGCAGUCAGUACUUAUUGCCUUUUUGGUGAAAGUGGGAGUUAUUUCAGAAACACGGACCUGGGAAUGGCAAGGUGCAGAAGCUGUGGCCACGGGCCUGCAGGAUUUCAUUAUUUGUCUCGAGAUGUUUUUGGCCGCAAUUGCCCAUCAUUAUACUUUCUCCUAUAAACCCUAUGCCCAUGAAGCUAAGAAAGGCUCCUGCUUUGACUCCUUCCUCGCAAUGUGGGAUGUUUCAGACGUAAGGGACGAUAUUUCCGACCAAGUUAGUCGUGUCGGGAGGACAAUGCGAGGUUAUCCAAACCAACAUCAUAAAGAACAUUCAAGCCUCCUUUCCUCAUCUUCCCAAGAAAGACCUUCUGGCUCUUCAAAGUCACCCUCCACAGUGGGCGUAUACCAAGGUUUUGGACACACAGUUACCUCACAGAGCCCUAUGCCAGCAGAAGAGCAGAAGAGUCUUAUAAGAGGACAAGAUAGCAUACAUGACAUCCCCAAAACACAACUAAAGCUUCUUGAAUCCUACCAACAUAUCAUAAUUAAUAUCCCAGAAGACCAGAUGGAGAUUCCUGAUUUCAGCUUUCAAUACAUUAUAGAAACAGUUUCUUCACAGGGGUUAUUUUCAUCAGAACCAUCUGAAGCUUCUGCAAUUGAUAUGUUGGAAUCACUGCAGGAGAUAUCUGAUUCAUCCACAGACCCUUAAAGCUGCCACAUCCUCCUGUACAGUUUAAAAUUUAAGAUAGGCUAAAAAUAGAUAGACAUAUAACAGUGAUAUGUACAUAUAUUUAUAUAUAUUUUACAUAUCACAAAUAAUAUUUAAAUUUCCUAAGCUUUGGCUGUCUUAAACUGUUAGGAUAUCAUAUAUUCUAACAGUAUGUGACAACUUUAGAAGAUGCUCUUGAAUUUAUCAAACAGAUGAACAUUUAAAAAAAACAAUCAAUGCUUCAUACCACUGCAUGAAUGUAAUGCUCUGGACUGAAAAUUUGAAUUAAUUGAAUUUAAUCCUAAUCAUGUGCCAUUUCACUUUACAUAAUUAUACUGUUUUUAAACUCAUAAAACUCUUACAUGUCUUAUUCUUUUUCUUUAUUCCUCGAGUCUCCUAUAUAUCCAUGGUUGCCCUAGAACUUGUUGCAAGAUACUUCCUAUCCAUUCACAUUGAGGGAGUUUGAGGCCAGUGAUUGGAGGAGGAGGAGGAAGAGGAGUAGGAGCUAUGAGAAGUGAGGGGAGGGAGA
Apodemus sylvaticus (European woodmouse) is the source of this 2247-nucleotide messenger RNA. Its product is annotated as transmembrane protein 184C-like. The coding region runs from base 435 to 1718 and encodes 427 amino acids. Gene Ontology annotation, molecular function: transporter activity. Gene Ontology annotation, biological process: transport. The record is from RefSeq and is a predicted model, not a curated record. The transcript is spliced from 10 exons. NCBI's taxonomy places the organism in Eukaryota, Metazoa, Chordata, Mammalia, Rodentia, Muridae.